CAAGCUAAUCAUCGUUGGGAGGGAGGGAGCGUCACCUAUAUGAGGAGAAGUACUCCUGCUUGUUGAUACCAUUCAAGACAUAACAGGAGAACCGGGGGGCAUCCAUCAUCGACGUUUGCGUCUUGUUUGUAUAUUUUUCAGUAACUCCUAUGGUUCAAGAAUCAUCGAUUGCAUUAAGAACUGCAACGAACAGCAUCAAGAUGAUGAAUCGUCGCGAUUGUGGCGACGCACUGGCGCCUGUUGAUGUCUCCUCGCGGAGUAAAUUCAUUUCUCCGCCAAGAGUAACCGUUUAUACCCUUGCCAGUGACGUUAUUGGAGAGCUAGCGGUUUCUAUUGGUGCUAGAAGCUCUCUAUAUGAAGAUGCCGAUGUCUCUGACCUCCUUGCAACAGUAGCGGUUCAGGACGUUCGCAACAUCGCUGCCAAGUUUUUUGAUGUCGCGUGGCAACACACGCGGGUUCUCUUUGCCGAUGAGGACGUAACUGAUCAAGCUCUUCUGAAUAUUGAUACGACCGAACUCGACGGCGAAGAAGCCCAACAAAUUUACGCAGGUGUCGACAGCGAAAAAUCUUCCUGGCUGAAAGCGCUACAGGGCCUGAAGAAAUUUCGCUACCUCAGCUGGAGAGACAGGGGAAGGACGGGCGCCGAAGUCCCGCGCUGGCGUUUUCAUCGGUAUGAAGCCAGCUGCGAUCGGAUAGUUUGCCAGUGGGUUUGCAAGCUGCUUCAGGACGAAGAGAGGACCCCUCGGUAUAUCCUCGAGGACAUUGAGAUUCUGAAGGCCGCUUUUCAGCUCGAUCAUGAAGGCUGCAUGCGCCUUUCAGUAGAUCUGCAAGACGAGAUUUUGUGGAGCCGAUCCUUUUUGGAAGCCCAUUGCGUAGGAGAGGGUGAUUCGUGCCGUGAGUGGGCUCUUCGAUUCUGUUACCUCAAUGCGGAACGGCUUUUCGACGAGUUUCCUGAUUUGGCAGUUGUAGUCAGUGGUGCUGUUAUAAAGACGGAUGUGCUUGCAAACGAGAUGUACGGCAUGAUGGAUUUCGUUGGGAAAUUCGUAAAAAGGCUCACACUCCGAUCCCGAUCAGGAGAUUCAAUCUUUUUCGACAGCUCCAGAGAUCCAAAUUUUUCAAUCAGUGGUGCCAGCUGCCGUGAACUCCUCCUGUCGUGUUUGUCGACGAAUGGAUGGGUCCUCAGCCAUUGCGAUGACGACGUGCGUCGCGAUAAGGAGCUUACUCUUGCUGCUGUGAGGAAUCAUGGACUUGCUCUGGCGCAUAUCUCGGAGGAGUUGCACGGCGACGACGACGAGCGUGAUCUGGUGUUGGCAGCAUGCGCUCAGGACGGAGAUGCAUUUGGAUAUGCGAGUGCUCAACUUCUGGACGAUCGUGACUUCGUGCAAAAAGUUGUUCAAGUGUCUGGCCGUGCCCUUUUUCGCUGCUCUCGCGAGCUUCGGGAAGAUCGCGAGCUUGUGGAGUUGGCAGUGCGACAGGAUCCCAACGUUUUCGCUGACGUUUCAAAGGAGCUUCGACGAGACCAGGACCUCGCGAAAGUUGUUGUAUCACAGGAUGGAAACCUUGUCGACGCUGUGA
Messenger RNA from Amoebophrya sp. A25, 1575 nucleotides. Lineage: Eukaryota; Dinophyceae; Syndiniales; Amoebophryaceae. The record is from the annotation of a GenBank genome assembly.